AACAAAUGUCACACAAUUUCAGCUAGUGUAAUGUGCAUGGUUUCUUCUCAAACUUAGGCACUCCUCUAGCUCUCAUCACCAUUCGAUUCUUCUCAUCAAAAAUGACUAUCUUGUGUUUUUUCCUUUUCAUUACUUUUUUCUACCUUGUCUGGUUGCUAACCAUAACAAAUGCGGAAGUGAUUGAUUCUCUCCCCGGGCAACCUUCAAAAAAUGUCUCUUUCAAGCAACAUUCGGGUUACAUCGUUACAGAUGAUGAUCAUGGUCGGGCUUUAUUUUACUAUUUUGCCGAAGCACAAUCGAAGAACAAACUUUCACUUCCUCUAACACUUUGGCUCGGUGGAGCUCUAGGAUGCACUUCCCUCGGAAUUGGUGUAUUCUUGGAACAUGGUCCAUUCAAGCUGUCGGGGCAUGACAAAUUGAUAAAGAAUGAGUACUCUUGGAAUUUAGAAUCCAACAUGUUAUACGUAGACGCUCCAAUCGGAGCCGGCUUUUCGUACUCAAAUACAAGUUCAGACUAUGCCGUUUGGGACGAGCCCAAGUCAGGGGCGAAGCCAGGGCAACAAAGAAGGAUGGGCCGGAGCUCAAGAGAAAGUUUUAAACAAAUAUUAAAUAAUAAAAUUAACCACAAUUUAUCAUAAAAGUUGUUAAUACAAAAGAGAUAAUGCAUUAUGCUACAAAGUUAAUUGCACUCGGCAAUCUUUUACUUUAGCAAACUCGUCGAUAAGAGAAUCUAUAUCUAUUGUGCUAACAAGUUUUCUUUCAAUAAAAACUGUUAAAUUAUCAGUUAGAAAGUCG
Cuscuta europaea is the source of this 795-nucleotide messenger RNA. Lineage: Eukaryota; Viridiplantae; Streptophyta; Magnoliopsida; Solanales; Convolvulaceae. The record is from the annotation of a GenBank genome assembly.